GCUGGAUUAGGAAGAAACAUGUUCGAGUGGGGCUAGCAGAAACUCUCAGCACGUUUGUCAUGAUGGUAUGAUGACUCAAAUUCAUGCCAAGUACACAUUUCAUAAAACCACAUAACCAUUCUUCCAUCUCCCAUCUGUGUUUGGUCUAGGUUCUGUUGCUCAAGUGGUCACAGGAGGGGGUGUUUUUGGAGAUUACCUGAGCAUUAAUCUGGGUUUUGGUCUUGGUGUAGCAAUGGGGGUGCAUGCUGGUGGGAAAGUGUCAGGUGCUCACAUGAACGCAGCAGUGACGUUUACCAUGUGCGUAGUCGGCCGUCUGAGCUGGAAGAUGCUUCCACUCUAUGUAGUUUCACAACUUCUGGGCUCCUUUAUCGCUGCGGGAACAGUUUUCACCCUGUACUACGAUGCCAUAUACCACUUCAGUGAAGGAAACUUAACAGUGUUUGGCCCCAAAGCAACAGCGGGGAUCUUUGCCACUUAUCCAGCUCCUUAUCUCUCAAUACAAGCUGGAUUUUUGGACCAGGUGCUUGGUACUGCCAUGCUGUUGCUAUGUCUGAUGGCACUGGCAGAUAAAAGGAACCAGCCUGCCCCCACUGGUGGAGAGCCUGUGGCUGUUGGGGCUCUUGUAUUGCUGAUUGGAGUUUCCAUGGGCAGCAACAGUGGCUAUGCCAUCAAUCCCACCCGAGACCUGGGGCCAAGAGUCUUUACAGCAAUUGCAGGCUGGGGAUUAGAGGUAUUCAGGGCAGGCAGAUGUUGGUGGUGGGUGCCCUUGGUGGCGCCAUUAGUCGGUGGAGUGACUGGAGCUUUGAUAUAUAAAGCAUGUGUGGAGUUGUUCCAUCCCAAACAUAAGGAUAGAAAACCUGAGCACAAUGGACUAUCAGAGAGCAUAGCGCUGGAUCAGUGCAAGAAUGACAACACAGAUGAGUGUGUGAACUGUUAACAAGACGAGUACCGCUUGAAUCAUGAAGACAAGAGAGAGGAGCAAAAAAAAAGAAAAAAAAAAAAUCUUUUUUCACAGUGAGGCCAGUCUAAUAGUAAAGAAGCGAUAAAAUCUGCUCCUGCCUGUUUCAGUGUAUAGAUGAUUGGAACAUGUUUGGAUCUUCUGAACGGAACGUUGAAGUUUAAAAAGUCACUACACAAGUGAUUGCCAUGACCUUUGAACAUGAACUGGAAUGAAGAUUUUAUAUUCAAAUGCAUUCGAAUAACAAGCCUAUAAUUUCACACCGCCACAUUAGCAGGACCAUUUUUAAAUCAGACAGGGGCGAUAUUGAAAUAUUUUUAUUCUUAAUUGUUUCAGAUUAUUCUUCAAAUUUAUUUAGCCACAGUAAUGUUCUUUGUCACUGAUAUCCUGUUAGAUUAGGCUAGCCCAGAUACACACGUGACAAGGUUGGUUUAGUUAUAGAAAGUCAUUCCCUCACCGGACACUCAUUUUUACUGGCUCUUCAAGACAAAAAAAUGUUUCAGAGAAACCGUAAAAAACCCUCCAUCUGGAAGACUUUCCCAUGUCAGAAAACUGUUACAAAGCCAUGACAAAUGUCACCAUCUCAAUGAUUACAGGUUUUUCUUUCAAUAAACAGCAUAUCCAUUGUUUAGCAGGCUUAGAUUACCUGGCACGUUCUCUGUGCAAGUCCUUGGGAAUGAGCUAUUGCACAUUAAUACAGUUUAAACCUGUGAUUUAAAUGACAUCAAGAACUGCUGCCAGAGCUGCCGUUAUAGAAAAUUAUUCAACACCUUCUGACUCGUCAGAAUUGAGAUUUCAACAGUGCUGGAGAGUAUAAUUUCUUUGAAGGUUUAAUCAAUGUAAUCUACACAAAGGAAGACAGCUUGGAAUGAAGCUAAAUGGGAUAUUUUCCAUCAUUCAUCACACUGACAGAACCUGAUGCUUCUCACUUUACAUAAACCUGAACUCAGUGUUCAUGCACAACUACGAUAUUGCACUUUUAACUCAAUAGUUUUUGGGUAUGUUCAAAUAAAACAUUUUAUCCUCAGUG
Ictalurus punctatus (channel catfish) is the source of this 1988-nucleotide messenger RNA. It is a transcript of the gene aqp7, whose product is annotated as aquaporin 7. Bases 233 to 937 code for a protein of 234 amino acids. Gene Ontology annotation, biological process: glycerol transmembrane transport; water transport. Gene Ontology annotation, molecular function: urea transmembrane transporter activity; water channel activity; glycerol channel activity. NCBI's taxonomy places the organism in Eukaryota, Metazoa, Chordata, Actinopteri, Siluriformes, Ictaluridae. The record is from RefSeq and is a predicted model, not a curated record. Gene Ontology annotation, cellular component: plasma membrane; basolateral plasma membrane. The transcript has 6 exons.